GUGGGGUUCUGGCAACCUUGCAUAUUUGUCUCGACUUCGGUCUUCUCUUCACUUAGCUAAACAUCAUGGUUAUAACAAUUCGCAGACAGCUUCAACUGGCUCUAGGUUGAGAACAAUGUAUUUUUUACCACAAAGAGAACGGGGAAGACAUUUCUACAUCUCAUCUGUCUGACCAGUAGCCAGCAGUAUUGCAAAUCUUACCUGAGACCUUGAGCAAUGGAUGGACUAGUACAGGAAUGGAUUUAGUGGACUGACAAGGCUCAAGAUGUCCCGGUGACGUAGAGAAUGGGUUAAACCAAACUUUGGAUGCUGAGUGGGUGACAUUAUAUCCUGGCAUCUGCAACCAUGACGACGACUGCAGAAGAUCUGCUCCAGGUCAACCAAGUGGUCAAGGACCGCUUCAAAGUUGUGAAAAAAAUUGGCGGGGGUGGCUUCGGUGAGAUUUAUGAAGCCACUGAUCUAAUCAGUCGAGAAUUGGUAGCGCUGAAAUUGGAGUCAGCUCGACAAGUGAAGCAAGUGUUGAAGAUGGAGGUGGCAGUAUUGAAAAAGUUGCAAGGACGAGACCACGUGUGUCGCUUCAUCGGCUGUGGCCGCAACGAGCGCUACAACUAUGUGGUCAUGUCCCUGCAAGGGAAAAACCUGGCAGAACUACGCCGCAGCCAGACCAGAGGAUGUUUUUCCCUGAGCACCACACUCCGCCUGGCGUCUCAGAUACUGCGGGCCAUAGAGGCCAUACACGAUGUGGGAUUUCUGCACAGAGAUAUCAAACCGUCAAAUUUUGCCAUGGGUCGACAACCGAACCACCGCCAUGUGUACAUGUUGGACUUUGGCCUGGCCCGCCAGUACACCACGGCCUCGGGAGAAGUGCGACAGCCCCGCUCGGCCGCAGGUUUCCGAGGCACCGUUCGUUACGCUUCCAUCAAUGCACACAAGAACAAGGAGAUGGGUCGACACGAUGACCUGUGGUCACUCUUCUACAUGGUGGUGGAGUUUGUCUCGGGACAGCUGCCCUGGAGGAAAAUCAAAGACAAAGAGCAGGUGGGUAUAAUGAAGGACAAAUACGACCACGUGAAUCUGCUGAAGAAUCUGCCGAGUGAGUUCCGAGCCUUCCUGGAGCACAUCCAGACGCUGGACUACUUUGACCAGCCCGACUACAACAUGCUGUCCAACCUGCUGAACCAAUGCAUGCGCAGGAAGUCUGUGCGCGACUCGGACCCCUACGACUGGGAGAAGAGCAACGCAGACACCUCCAUCACCAUCACCAACACAUCAGCGCUCCACGCCCUCAAGCAGACAAACGUGCAUAACGUGGGCCCCAUCACGCCGGGCCACGGGGCCACAGAGGUGCUGGACGAGAACCUCAGCUACCAGGACGGGGAGGAGCCGCUCAAACGACCCGAGCUCAUUCCUCUCAACGAGGUGGACAACCGCUACGUGGAGGAGGGCGUGGUGGUUUUGUCGCGACCUGACGCCGACACCCCGCCCGCCAAGUACGAGCAAGACACCAAGGCCAAGGAGAAGAGCAAGGACACGGAGAAAGGCAAGCCUCAGGAGCGCAGCGAGCACGCCCACAAGAAGGGUCCGCACCCAGAGGUGGCCACGCCCAAGGAGAACGGGACACGCAGCGGAACCUCCACGGCCCCCAAGCCUCACAGCACGGGCAGCACGCGGGGCGGCCCACCAGGGGGAGCUAGUGUGGACGCCGCAAGCACCCAGGCUGUGUCCAAGGUGGGAGACAAGGAAGUAGUUCCCUCCCCGGGCGAUCGUCUUCCUCCGCCUGGCCCUUCAGUGGGCCACGGGCUUCCGUCCUCGGCCUACCAGGGGGCGGGGGGGUCGGUGGCGGGGGGCCGGGGCCGUGUGCUGAGGCUCCACGAGGUGGCAGAGACAAGCGGCCUGGAGCUCACCGCCAGUGACAAGGUCGGGGGGGUCACGGGGCCACCGCCGGGCGCCAUGGAAGCUGGCGAGCCCAGCAACGAGAAUGAGAACAUGCGGAUGGAGAGCGGCCCCGAUCUGGCCAGUCGUGCGGCCAUCACCUUUGCCCUGAUGCAGACAGACGACAAGACGCACACUCAGUGCGAUGAGGCAGGCGAGGAGAACGCCACUCGGGCCGCGCCCUUCACCAUGGCCAGUCAGUGGGGCGCCUUUGGCUCGAGCGACGAGGGAAGUGACGCUAGCGAUGUGGACGGUGGGGGCGACAAAGGCAGGAAGUCAGCCCGAGGGCGGCGACAAGCCACGAUGAACACGCUGGCCGAUGAAGACGACCAUCAGCUGGACAGUAUGGCCAGGAACUCCCUGGUUCUCAUGGAGGACCGCGACGGCCACGAGACCAUGCGAGCCUCGCUGGUGUUUGAAGAGGACAGCACGGAGUUGAUCAAACUCAUCCAGUCAGCGGCCUCUGGUGGGCGUGGGGAGGAAGCCCCUGACGAUGGGCUGGAGACUCCCGGCCGCCACUCGGAGCACAGACACCCACACUCACACCACCACACACACUCACAGGAUAAGUCUUAUUCUAGUCCACGCAAAAUGCCGGAAAAACUUGCCAAAGACAUCGACAAUCGCAUCGGGUCUCCUCUCAGGAAUAGCUCCUCUGGAAGCCCCUCCAAGUUUGUGUUCAAAAACCGUGAUUCCGUUGAUGAAAAACGUCGGAGCAAAGUGGUGGCCCUUGGAAAACCCCCGAUCCACGCUUCCACCAAACGAGAGAAAAGCUUUGACGGCGCCACUGGCCUGGCGAGCGAGCUGGGGCGCCAGGCAGGAAGCACAAACUCUUUAUCGUCAAACCGGGAUCGAGAAUCGUCCCUUCCAUCUUCAAAACCUAAGUCAAUUUUAAAAGACAAAAAUGCCUCGAUGAGUGAACGCAAUUCUAAUGGUGACAAUCGGUUCCUGGGCGAGGCGUCUGCCCCGUCUGUGGAGCCAACCAGCGCCGAUGGCCGGGUCAUCGUCACCAUGAAGGACGAGCCAAACCUGGGCACGCCCAGAGAGCAAAGUCCCCGCCGACCGCCCGGCCAUGAGUAAACCGCGGGAGUCGGAGUCGGCCUCGGGCUACCAUAUACGUCGGUUCAGUCGCCAGGGAUCC
Messenger RNA from Aplysia californica (California sea hare), 3073 nucleotides. Its product is annotated as tau-tubulin kinase 1. Gene Ontology annotation, biological process: signal transduction; peptidyl-serine phosphorylation. Gene Ontology annotation, cellular component: nucleus; cytoplasm. NCBI's taxonomy places the organism in Eukaryota, Metazoa, Mollusca, Gastropoda, Aplysiida, Aplysiidae. The record is from RefSeq and is a predicted model, not a curated record. The transcript has 9 exons. Gene Ontology annotation, molecular function: protein serine/threonine kinase activity; ATP binding. Bases 346 to 3012 code for a protein of 888 amino acids.